This is a messenger RNA of Ctenocephalides felis (cat flea), 1269 nucleotides long. RefSeq names its product zinc finger protein 708-like. Lineage: Eukaryota; Metazoa; Arthropoda; Insecta; Siphonaptera; Pulicidae. Gene Ontology annotation, biological process: regulation of transcription by RNA polymerase II. Gene Ontology annotation, molecular function: DNA-binding transcription factor activity, RNA polymerase II-specific; RNA polymerase II cis-regulatory region sequence-specific DNA binding. The coding region runs from base 320 to 997 and encodes 225 amino acids. Gene Ontology annotation, cellular component: nucleus. The record is from RefSeq and is a predicted model, not a curated record. The transcript has a single exon.
AAACACAACAAUUAAAAUUGAACCGAUAGAUUAUCUUCAAGUGAAACAAGAAUUGGAUGAUUACGAUAAUAAUUAUCUAGAAAACGACCAAGUAUAUCUACAACGAUUUCUGAAAUCUGAGGUAAUAAUCGAAGAAGAAAUAAAGCAAGAAACGUUUGAUGAGCAAAAUGAAGAAAUCUUUAAUUCAAAUAUUGUAGUGGGUAAUGCAAGCAAAUCGUUUGAAAGAGUUCCAGAAAAGAACACCCAUAAUUUGAAACGCCAUGAAUGUGAAAUAUGCAAUAAAACAUUAGCGACAAAACAAACAUUAAAUCAACAUAAAAUGAUUCACACUGGAGAAUAUCCUUAUAAUUGUGAAUUAUGCAAUAAAACAUUUGCAACAAAGUCAAAAUUAAACAGACAUAGAAUGAUUCACACUGGAGAAUGCCCUUAUAAAUGUGAGACAUGCAAUAAAAAAUUUAAAGAAAAGCAAAAAUUAAACCGACAUAAAAUGAUUCACACUAAGGAACGCUCUUAUGAAUGUAAGACAUGCAAUGAAACAUUUACAACAAGGCAAAACCUAUACCUACAUAAUGUGAUUCACACUGGAGAACGUCCUUACAAUUGUGAAAUAUGCAAUAAAGCAUUUACAUUGAAGCAAAGCUUAAGCCGACAUGAAAUUAUUCACAUUAGAGAAUACCCUUAUGAGUGUGAAAUAUGUAAUAAAACAUUCACAAGAAAAGGAUACUUAAAGCUACAUAAAAUGAUUCACACUGGAGAACAUCCUUAUAAUUGUGAAAUAUGCAAUAAAACAUUCACAACAAAGCAAAAUUUAAACCGACAUAAAAUGGUUCACACUAGAGAACAUUCUUAUAAUUGUGAAAUAUGCAAUAAAACAUUCUCAUCGAAGUACAGCUUGAACCGACAUAAAAUCAUUCACACUGGAGAAUACUCUUAUACAGUGGUGCCUCGGAUAACGCACUUAAAUCCUUCUGGAAGAAAGUUCUUUAUGAGAAUUUAAAAAUAAAAUUAAUUUCUUCUGCUUUGUGUGUGAAUCUCUGUGAAUUUUGCUUUUUUUUCAUGACAAAGUCCUUAAUGUCUGCACUAGAAAUGAGUUGACAGGGCUUUCAUAUCUUUCGUUUUUUCAGUUUUCUCUCAAAAUUUUCCCUAAAUUUUCAAGAUGAGAAAGUGUAUUAUCUAAUAAUAAUAAGUGCUUUAAGUGUGAGCUUUUGAUCUAACAAGUAUAUUAACAUAAGAAUGAAUGAACAUCAAAUUGGCCUGAAAUGACCUAUA